Molecule: messenger RNA, 2171 nt
Organism: Ruditapes philippinarum (Manila clam)
Lineage: Eukaryota; Metazoa; Mollusca; Bivalvia; Venerida; Veneridae
Product: CD151 antigen-like
Exons: 9
Coding region: 231-1214 (327 amino acids)
Cellular component (GO): membrane
Source: RefSeq, a predicted model, not a curated record
ACGUAUAAUUUAGUGACAGUAGAUAGACCUGUCACAGAUAUAUAAACUUCUAGACCAAUAUGCAUUAUGGAUGGUGAAUUAUAAACUAUUGAUUAAUAGCUGCUAUUAGUCAUUAUCCGAAGUUAGGCGGAAAGGGCCGAGAGGAUGCGAUUGACUUAAUCUAUAUACUUAUACACACCGUCCGGAACGUCUUACAAAGUUUCAGUUCAGGUGGAAAGACAGCCGGACUCAUGGAGGGAGAAGAUUUUGAAAGUAAAAGAGGAACACAGCAGGGAUGUGAAGAUGUCGCCCUCACAACGCUAUUAAAUAAGCGCCAUUCCGGUGAUCCUGCCAAGCACGUGCCUUCUGUGUCAAUACGUAAGCGACCAGAGGACCCGUGUUCCUCGUGCCUUAUAAAAGCGUUGUAUUGUUACAACAUAUUUAUCUUGAUUCUUGGCUUAGCAGUUCUCGGGGUUGGAAUAUGGUUGCUAGUAACAGAAUACACCACACGGGUGGUAACGGUUCAUGUAGGUUCGAAUCUCUUCGAGAUGAGUACAUACCUAAUGAUUGCUGGUGGGGUGACCAUAGCCUUGCUUGCAUACUGCGGCUGCUGUGGUUCAUUGCGAGAUGAUAGAUUUGCUUUAGCCUUUUACGGCGUGACGCUGACUUUAGUCCUUCUCGGACUCGUGACCGUGAGUGCACUAGCUUUUAUGUAUAGAAAUGAACUUACGGGUCAAGCAAAAGAUAAACUUGUGAAUACAUUGUCAAAAAGAUAUGGCACAGAUUUAAAAGAAAAUGUCCAAAACCGUUUGAUAACUGAUGCUUGGGACUCACUGCAAAGAAGUUUUCAAUGUUGUGGACCCUAUGGUGAUAUAAAUUCAACGUAUUCCUGGUCAUUCUACAAACUUCAUUCUGACUGGUACCUGCAAGCAAACAACAGAGCGCCCUUUGUACCAGAUUCGUGCUGCUCAGGGGACAAACAAAUCUGUACUGGAGUGCAGACGAUAAAGGGUCCACCAUCUAGAGGUCCGCCAGUUUCUUCUUCAUAUGCGAAAAAUGAGCAUUUAUAUACACAAGGUUGUUAUGAAAAGGUCAUGGUACAUCUGGAGAGAAAUGCGUUAAUUCUUGGUGGUGUCGCAGCGUUCGUUCCUUUACUUCUGAUAAUAGGAAUAGUGAUAGUAUUCUGUUUGUGUGCACGCGUGAGUAAGGACGAAAUGUAUGAGGACGACGUUUAAGAUUGAGUUAACCAAUGAAAUAUUUCCCUCCUCUAGGACGGAAAGAUGUCAAUGGUUGUAAUUCUUAAAAUAUAUGUGAUCAACUACUAUUGCUGCAGUGUUGACAACUCUGAAAUUCACUGAUAAACAAGUAGGGUAUAAGCUUGGUUGGUAUAUUUAGAUUACUCGUAUCAAGACAUUUUCAUUGCUAUAGACCUACUAUUCAUUCACCUGGGAAUAUUAUCCUGUAAUUUUGGUCUCGUUUUCCCAUUUCAUAAAACGUUUCCAGCGGCUUAGAGAUGGAUAAUGAUGAUGAUGAUGUUUCACGCACACGGAGCCAGCUUAAAGAUAAAGGUCACACAUCUACACCGAAAACCAUUGUUUUUUGAAAAAUGGUCUUGUUUCUACAUAAAUUUGUUAUGUUCUUAAGACGACAUGAAGUGGACAAGAUCAUGCUAACCAGUCAAAUUUACUGACAAAUCUUAUACGAGAAUAGUUGGCUUACAUAUGUAGUUACUUCAAAACCAUAUGUGAUGAGUCGGAAGUCACAUUUAACUUUUUAGGGUAAAAUUUCAUAAAAGAACAUUUAUGCCAUGUCCUGGAAUUCAUGGAUGGCCAGAAAGCUAGAAAUGUGAAGCUGUACAAAAAUGUACUUAAAUGACACACAUUUAUGGUUGUGUCUAGUCAUAUUUUGUCAUUUAUAUAUAGAUGAUUUAUUGAAAUAAUAAGGCACAGGAAUAUAAGAAAGUGUUUGUUAAUGUUGUUUACCUUUGUAACAUUUUUAUAGUGAACAAACUUUUGUGUAAGACUACGUGAUGACUCUUUAGUCGGCCCUGCUUGGGAACUUUUGUCUGUUUCCAUAGACAGUUCUUUUAUACUCGUAUUUUAUAUAUGUAUCUUUUUUAAUAUUAAUUUUAUCUUGUAUAAUUGUAAAGGGUGAUUUAAAGUUUUGUAACGUUUAUCUUAUUAAAGUGAAAU